AUGCACCACAAUGACGAUGAGAAUUCAAUUUGCAAAACUGAGACCAAUGAGAGAAGCUCCCCCAAACGCCGCCCCCCCAACCUUGCCCCCGGCCACUGCCAGAGUUUUCUCCAGCAAGACGUGCUCAGGUCAGGCCAGGGUCUGGCCCGCGUCCCGGCGCCGCCGGGUGUGUCACAGGGUGUUACCCCCACCCCCCAGCUUGUCACUUCCCCCGGCUGCGGCCAGCCUGGGCAUGAAGUUCCCGCCCCCAGGCCCUCCGGGGCGGCUGUCGACCUUCCUCUAACCCGCGCCCGGCAGGGCUGCUCGGAAACUGCUGUGUCAGAAUGGUUCGAGGAGCGUGGAGUCACAGCCAGCUUUAAUUCGGGAGGAAUGACUACCGCGGGCCGGCCCGCUAGGACUCGGAGAAGCAGGGUGCGGCGCAGCUGUCGGGAGGGUGCGUCCCUGUCCCCGCCCGACCGCCUCGCCCAACCCUCUGCUCGGCCCUCCGCCCGACCGCCCUCCAAUCCGCCCCAACCCCAAGCCGAGCGGCUCCCUCGAGUCCGUUUCUUGGCGAGGGGGCGGGGGUCGGAGGGGGUCGGCGGGAACAGGGGGGCAGCGCGCAGGCGCAGAAGGCAGCGCGCCGGAGUCUCCAGGUCCCCGCCCCGCCCCCUCUCACGUGCCGCGCAGCGUGCGCCGCGGCAUGUGCGGGUGCACGUGACAGCGCCGCGUCCGGCCCGGGCUCCCUCACCCGACUCGGCUGUACUUUGA
Cervus elaphus (red deer) is the source of this 747-nucleotide messenger RNA. RefSeq lists its product as uncharacterized. The record is from RefSeq and is a predicted model, not a curated record. The transcript has 2 exons. NCBI's taxonomy places the organism in Eukaryota, Metazoa, Chordata, Mammalia, Artiodactyla, Cervidae. Bases 1 to 747 code for a protein of 248 amino acids.